UUAAAUUAUAGACGGAACCAUUGCUUGCUUAGAAAAUAUCGAAUUAAAAUGAAAAUAUCUUCAAAUUUUUCUUACAAACAAAAUGCGGUUGUUGAAAUUUGUUUGUAAAAAUGUGAAGGGAGUGAUGAAAGAUGUCAUGAAUAACAUUUCUUGAAAUGUUAGGGUGAAAUUCGUGGAAAAUUUUAAAAUUUUUAAGAGAACGGAGGAAAGUCUACACAUAAUGGUAUCAAAACCGAAGAGGUCAAAGAUGACGAAGUUCUACUCUUCUCGCAGCUGGACCAGUUUCGACCGAACGUUUCUAAUUCAUUUUCAACCCUCCAAGAGAGUUCCGACGACAGCGCUUCAUUGGUGUUUCCUGAAACGUUCAAUACCUCUGAUUUUGGGGGACUUUUGAACGAUAAUGGUUUCACCAAUACUUUUUGUAAGCCCGAAGCGGCAAAAAUGUUCUGCAAACCGGAGAGCAUAAAAAUGGAAAGUAAUCCUCAUUUCGUGAAAUAUAAAGUUUUGGAUGGGAAGCACGUGAAAAUUUGGUCCUGUGGCAUAUGUGGAAAGGAAUUUGGUCAUCAGUAUACCUUAAUGAGGCAUUUACCUACUCAUACAGACGAGAGGAAAUUUCAAUGCAACACAUGCGGAAAAGCUUUCCGUCAAAUGUCCACUCUAUCCCAACACCGUGCCAUCCACUCCGCCGAACGGCCAUUCAUCUGUGGCGUCUGCCAAAAGACCUUUAAUCGCGUAUCCACCCUGAUUUCCCACAGAAAAACCCACACCGGACUGAAACCGCACAGGUGUCAUUUAUGCAACAAGGCUUUCCACCAGAAGGGUAACUUGAGAAACCACAUCUUCACCCAUACGAACGAGAGGCCUUACAAAUGUGACAUUUGCGAGAAGGGGUUCAAUCAGAUGUCGAACUUGAUGUGUCACAAGCUGAAGGCACACCAACGCGCCGACAAGCCGAAAUACGUCUGCAGAAUAUGCGGCCUGGACUUCCCGAAGCGCAUCGGACUGCGCAAUCACGAGCAGCAUCAGCACGGCCUCAAUCAGAAUUUCUUCAACGCGCCCAGCCCGUCCCAGCCGGAAAAGAUGAAGUAUUCGAACGCCAUCAUCGUGGAUCCCAUCAAGACGGACGCCAUGAGAUUGGCCAUGCAGUCGAACCAGACGCCGUUCGCGCUGCUGAGACCGCUGACCGGGAUACCGGUACUCGUGAGGGUCCUUCCCGCGGGCGACAAGCAGAUGCUGAUACCGGCCACGGCCGACGACCUGAAGAAGCACGGUCAGAUCUCCAUCAUACCGAAGGUGAAUCCGGACGCCGAGUCUCUGAACGCUGACAUUGGCGACAAGGAGAAUGGCAAGCCAGGAACGAGCAGUUUUGGAAGCACCGUGCAAAUAAAAAUUCCCGUUGUCGCUACCGUCAUUCAGCAGAGUGGCAGGGAUGGUCUUUCGAUGUCCAUCGUGAGUCCAGGACCAAAUGGGGAGGUUGUGAACAAGCAAGAAUGUACCAGUACGGAAAAUAACAGUUUUGUUUUCACUUCAACAUUGACCGCUUCGCAAAUUCCUCAAGAAACCGUCGAUAUCACAAACAACAAGAACUGUCAGAACAUUUACGAUUCCGCUCAGUUGGUUGAGAACGCCGAGAUAGAAUUUUUGGAUCAGACCGGCAACAUGAUGACAGAGGAACAGUUUAGGAACGACUAUCAGCUGAUACCGAAUGCUUUGUAUCAGAACAAUGGGAUCGAACUGUCUCCUCACUGUAUACAGACUAGAAGCGAUGACAAUUUCAGCUCUGAGACCUGUAUUGCGAUGAGGGCUCUGGAAGAUAUUCAUUCCAACGUCGAUGACGAUUCUCCCCACUUUCUGAUGCCGUGGAACUUCUGAUGUCGACUAAGUUGGUUUUUAAGGGUUAUUGUAAUCUGAUUUGAAUUCGUACUUUCAGUAAUGUUAUUCAAUCAUCAUUUUAUUGCGUAUCUGAAGUUGUUUCACUCAGUGCUGUUUUUCAUUAUGACUAAGAUAAUAAUAAGGUUGUAAAACUAAAUGUAUUGUCAUGAAUAAAUCAUUGUGAGGAA
Molecule: messenger RNA, 2060 nt
Organism: Coccinella septempunctata (seven-spotted ladybird)
Lineage: Eukaryota; Metazoa; Arthropoda; Insecta; Coleoptera; Coccinellidae
Product: zinc finger protein 350-like
Exons: 11
Coding region: 442-1872 (476 amino acids)
Cellular component (GO): nucleus
Source: RefSeq, a predicted model, not a curated record